This is a messenger RNA of Diaporthe batatas, 477 nucleotides long. RefSeq lists its product as uncharacterized. The record is from RefSeq and is a predicted model, not a curated record. The transcript has 2 exons. Bases 1 to 477 code for a protein of 158 amino acids. NCBI's taxonomy places the organism in Eukaryota, Fungi, Ascomycota, Sordariomycetes, Diaporthales, Diaporthaceae.
AUGACCGAGCUCAACUCGUUCCAGUCGGCCGGCUCAAUACCCGUGUGGGCUCUUCCUAAUGCCCCGGACAUGACAAAAUGGCAAUGGCAGCCACCGAAACCUCCAUCAUUCUGGCCCAAAAUCCCGGGGAUCGAGCUCGACGCUGAGGUCGACGCCGAAGAUGACAUUGGCCCUAUGCUCGCGGAGCCAGAACCCCAGACCGAGCCCGCCGUCAUACCAGAGGCUCCGGCAAUACUGGACUCAAGGGAGACAGUGACAGCUGGAGAGCAGAUAAUGCUGCAAACACUGGCGGAAACGACCCCGCAGAUAGGCCUCGAGCUGCAGGCCCUCUUCAACGACACGUUUUCGACUGCUCGAGCUUUUACAAGAAGGUUUCGAGACUUUACCAAAUCCCUCCAGAAAGAGAUCUCGGGCGGCCGACUACGGGGACCUCAAAUCUUCGAAGUUUACGACCUGGGCAGACGCGCACUUGCAUAA